Homalodisca vitripennis (glassy-winged sharpshooter) is the source of this 4221-nucleotide messenger RNA. Its product is annotated as echinoderm microtubule-associated protein-like 2. Gene Ontology annotation, molecular function: microtubule binding. Lineage: Eukaryota; Metazoa; Arthropoda; Insecta; Hemiptera; Cicadellidae. Bases 381 to 3062 code for a protein of 893 amino acids. Gene Ontology annotation, biological process: microtubule cytoskeleton organization. Gene Ontology annotation, cellular component: mitotic spindle. The record is from RefSeq and is a predicted model, not a curated record. The transcript is spliced from 19 exons.
CUCAGUGUGUCACGGGCAUCGGUUGUUGUGCAGUGCGGCGCGGUGAACCUCUCGCGGCUCGUGGACAGUGCCGCGACAUUAUUUUACUUUGCUUUAUUUCGUGUUUAACUUUGUUAAACAGUUAUUACAAUUAAACAAAAAUAAUUGUGUAGGAAAGACAUUGAAUGCAGAAAUAUUUAAUCUUGUCAUGGCAGCCUGAUGAUUGACAAGGAACAAGUUAUUGGACCGGGUAUCAGUGAUAAAGCAUGAUAAGAGCGCUCAGUCACUGCCUGUGUGAUAGCGUGGACUGGAAGUGCAGCAGGUCUACAUCGUGUUGUGUGAGGCUUGUUGAUACAGCCCAGCAGUCCUAGUGACCUUGACAUGUGCACGGAGUUCAAGUCAUGGAGUCUCCAGGGGAUACUAUCAGCGGCGUUAUCAAUGCCUGGAAUGACAUGAUUGAGACAGAAAAUGAGUCGAUACGAGAGAGGGUCUCAGAUCUUGAGAAGAAGGUGCUGGAACAGGGAGAUGAGAUCGUUUGUCUCCGGUCCACUUUGGCUGACGUACUGCGGAGACUGAACCAGCUGGAAGGAUCCCGUCCAGUCACCACCCCGCUCAAGAAUGGAUCUCUCAGAGCCGUGGGGAACCACACUGCCAGCAACCAUGUAAGCAGUGUUGUCCCUCAGAAGGAACUCCGGUAUCGCCCUGUCGCUGACGGCAACGGCAAAGAGCCAAUACGCCGUGUGCCGAGCUACCAGACCCCGUCCUCACUACCCCAGAGAUUGCACAAGAAUUUCGGUUCAUUACGGACUCUCAACAGGUUCCAACAGGAUACUGAAAGUUCUUUAAGAAGAAGAGUGGUACAUUACCAAUCAACGGGCUCUCUACACUCGGACUCCCCCAGCUCCAGCAGUGUGUCACCGGUGCCCACUUCACCCUCCCCCUCACCCACCCGUCCCACCGCCAAAACUCCUCCUGCCCACUCACAUGCCCCUGGCAGCUUAUCCCUCAGCAAGCGCUGGAGCUCCACCGGCGACUUCAACAGUGUCAACAGUCCCUCACACAACUCCAGGCUUGCUACAAAGUCUCUGUUUAACUUAUACAUGAAGCCCAAUACAACGCAGAACCACACACCCCAGCUCAAACAUGGCACACGUGAUGCUGCCUACAAUGAAGAGGAAGGCGCACUGCGAAUGUAUCUACGCGGACGGCCCGUCGUGUUGUACGCCCCCUCCCCUCUUGUGGACAACUACGACAUCACCAAGGUGGCUACUCCUCCUCACUCCAAGCUGAAACUGGAUUGGGUCUAUGGCUACCGAGGGAGAGAUUGUCGCUCUAAUCUGUACCUGCUGCCAACCGGCGAAAUGGUGUACUUUGUGGCAGCCAUCGUAGUUCUGUACAACGUGGAGGAGCAGAGUCAGAGGCAUUACCUCGGCCACACAGACGACGUCAAGUGCUUAGCAAUUCAUCCAAACAAGCUGCUGGUUGCGAGCGGACAGGCGGCUGGUCACGACAGCAGAGAGGGAAGGCCGCACAUCCGAGUAUGGAACUCCGUCAGUUUGAGCACUGUCUGCGUCCUUGGCAUCGGAGAAUUUGAGAGAUCUAUUGCGUGCCUUUCUUUCUCAAAAGCAGAUGGAGGAGCUUUGCUAUGUGCGGUAGAUGAGGCUCAUGACCACAGCAUCUCAGUCUGGGACUGGCAGAAGGGUGACAAAGGGUACAAAGUCACAGAGACCAAGUGCUCGGUGGACACAGUGGUAGCAGCUGAGUUUCAUCCGCUGGACCGCAACUGUAUCGUGACCUGCGGCAAAGCCCAUAUCAGCUUCUGGGCUCUGGACGCUGGUGGCACACUGUACAAGCGGAUGGGCAUCUUCGAAAACCGAGACAAGCCCAAGUAUGUCACCUGUCUAGCAUUCACGCAGACUGGAGAUGUGCUCAGUGGAGACAGCAAUGGUAACAUCAUAGUCUGGGGCAGGGGCACCAAUACCAUCUCACGGCUCGUCCGCAACGUGCACGAAGGCUCUAUAUUCAGUAUUUGUGUGCUGAAAGAGGGCAGCAUCGUGUCAGCUGGGGGUAAGGAUGGCAGGCUGAUACAGUUCGACAGUAACUUCCAGCCGACUGGAUAUGAGGCACAGAUAGCAGAACACCUGGGUGGAGUGCGUACAGUAUCGGAAGGAAGGGGAACCCAGCUUCUGAUUGGUUCAACACGCAACUGCAUCCUGAUUGGCUCACUUGAUGUAGGCUUCAGUCCUGCGGUUCUUGGUCAUACAGACGAGUUGUGGGCGCUGUCUCCGCACCCCUCCCUCUCGCAGUUUCUCACUGCUGGGUUCGAUAAGAUAGUGCAACUCUGGGAUUCUAUGUCCCGCUCAGUGGUCUGGAGCAAGGAUAUUGCUGAGCAAGCGCAGUCAGCUGCAUUCUCCCCAGAUGGUAGUGUGAUAGUGAUUGGUGGUGUGACAGGUCGUUGGCUAGUCAUGGACUCUGAGACCAGAGAAAUAUACUCUGUUCACACGGAUGGCAUGGAACCUAUACAGGUAGUGAGAUUUUCACCCGACUCCCGAUACCUGGCUCUCGGCUCACGAGACAACAACAUCUACAUCUACCAAGUGGGGGAAGAUAUGCGCAAAUACAGCAGGGUCGGCAGAUGCACGGGGCAUUCCAGUUUCAUAACCCAUCUGGACUGGUCAGCAGACAGUCAGUACCUACGUAGCAACUCAGGCGACUAUGAACUGCUCUUCUGGAAUGCCGGUUUGUGCCGCCAAGUGCCUCAGAGUGCGUCCAUGCGUGAUGUAGAAUGGUUCUCUCAGAAUUGUGUCCUCUCUUUCUCCACCAUCGGAAUCUGGCCAGAGAAUGCUGAUGGAACUGAUGUCAAUGCUUGUGAGCGAUCUCAUGAUUCAAGGCUUCUAGCCACUGCAGAUGAUUUUGGCAAAGUCAAGCUCUACUCAUAUCCUGUCACACAGCCUAGAUCACUGAGUCACAGCUAUGGGGGCCAUUCAAGUCAUGUGACAAAUGUAACUUUCCUGUUCGACGAUUCUCGCAUCAUCUCCAUUGGCGGCAAGGACACAUCUGUGCUGCAAUGGAGGAUCACGUAGUCGCAUCAUCACUUCUGACUCUUAAGUGACCUUGUAUCCACGCAGCGUCCACUCCUUUUCACACCCGUCCUUUUUAAAGGCGCUACGUAGAUUUAGUGUAAAUUGUAUUCUAUUUUAAAAUAAGCUUACUUUUGAGUUUUGUCUGUAGUUUCUAAAUAAUGUUUUGUCAAAAUGGAUUUUGCCUUAUAUUUCUCUGCAAUCGUCUGCAAAGUUAAUUGUUCAUGACAUUCCAGUUUUAAUACAAAAUAUUUUUUUUAUCAAUUCCAUGAUAACAUAUUGUUUUUGAAUACCAAUUCAACAAUAUUUAAUACAAAUGUAAACAUCGCUAAACCAAAAUAUUCUUUUUCAAAUUAGUGCAAACAACUAGUUAGUUGUCAAUGGUGCAUUUAUUUACAUUGCUUAAACAUUACGAAAUCAGAAUUAUCCUUUAAGUUGCACUGCUGAGUGUUUCCUUUAAGUUCUAGAUGUAGGUAGCUAAAACUGUUGUACUUUGUUAAAGAAUGCAGGUUUAUGCUUUCGAUUUCUGAUUAAAUAAUUUUUAAUAUUAUUUAAUGCCAUAUCAGACUGAUAGGACAGGAAUUUAAAUUUUAUAGGGCAACCUAUUCAGUCAUGGCAUUCACUAAUGACAAGUAAGGGGCCCAACAUUUGUUCAAAUCUUCCUUAAAAUGUUGUUUCAUUAAAAUUAUAGAAUAAACAUCAUUCAAUUGGCAUUGCAUGUAUUGGCUUAAAAUAAUAACCAUAUAAUUUACAAUGAAACAAAUUAUAGAAAGUAAUUUUGAUCUGGGAUACUUUUGAACAUUUCCUACAAUAUAAUAGUAUAUUUACAACAGUAAGAUUUAAAUCACCAUUCUAACUCAGCUUGUGUAUAAAAUUUUAAAAAUAUUUAAUGUAAAUUUAAUGUUCUAAAUGUAUAUAUUAGUUAAUUUUAAUUUAUUACAGUAUCAAAUUUCAAUUAGUUGAAUUUGUAUUAUUUUUUGGUUCAGAAGUAUAGCGUGAAAAUGCCAUAUACUGUAUACAUAUUGCUUCAGACUAAUCCUUUAUAAAACAAUGUAUAAAACAUGGUUAAUGACUGUAUAAAGUAUUAUUCUUAUUAGUCACUUUUUAACAGUAGUUUUAUUUAUUUAGAGUACUGUAAAAUAAAACCUUGUUUUGGAAAUAA